AUGUUACUCGUUGUGGUUAUUCUGUUCUCAUCAUUUGAAUUGGCUCAUGGACAAUGCACCACUCCGCAGGUAAAAAAAGCUGAAACUUUUCAAGCAAGAUUAAGAAAGGCUCAUGAUUGUUUUCAGACCCUGUACACGUGUUACAUUUCGUAUUUGGGUAAGUAUGGAGUAGUUCCUGACGACGGUUAUUUGCCACGUUUCGAAUUCCUGAAGAACCAGAUGAUGACCCACGGAUUACCCGUUAUUUGCAAGUAUUGUCCUCAUCUGCUCUUCCACCCGAAAUCUAUCAUUUCAGAGAUUUUCAAGAGCUCACCAGCUGUCUGGGCUCUGCUUCCACCUAUUGUGUCAACUUUGAGACGUUCUACUCUUACGUGAAUGCGUUCGUCCCUUGCCAAAUCUAAAAAAUUCAAGUUCAUGUUUAGAAGAAACACACAAGCCGAAGCGCUCGCGUAUCUGCAGAAUCACGCAUUCUUCGAGUUCGCGUGUGGAACUGGAAACGAGCUGUUCAUGCGGAACAUUGAUUGUCUUCAAAGAUCCUUCGAACAAGUUCCGCUGACAAACAGAAUGCAGCAGUGCGGCCAGUCUAGUCUCACAAUAGAUCAGAACGUUUGCCCGUGAGUUUGUCCGAAAGUUUCGGUGCCCCAUGCUGGAAUCGAACGGCGUUCAGAGGGCGAUGAGAAUACCGUUGCAGGUCGGCUCUCGACGUGACCGACUGUGUGCGACAACAGAUGAUUCAGGCUUGCGGACUGAGCGGCGGAGCGGCCGCCUGCGGUAAGAACUGAAAAUGAGAAGCUCCGGCAGUGAAUUAUUUCGAAACAGGCGCUGCGGCGAACAUAGAACGUCGUCUGGACUUCCUGGAUGCCGCGUGUCUGACCGAAAUGGACGCGAGAUGCUCCGUGUGCCAACUCACAAUUCUUAUACCAAUCCUUAUUCUAUUCAUGCACAGAAUUAUCUUUUUAUAA
Caenorhabditis sp. 36 PRJEB53466 is the source of this 962-nucleotide messenger RNA. The record is from the annotation of a GenBank genome assembly. Lineage: Eukaryota; Metazoa; Nematoda; Chromadorea; Rhabditida; Rhabditidae.